AUAUAUAGAUAAGGGGUUAAAAACUUAUAAAAUUUUUUUUUUUUUUUGAACAUGUUUGCAAAGGGCGGGUUUCGAACCCAGCCCGGGGGAGGGGAGAAUGCACCGAGGUGGCUAUUGCCACUAGGCCUCAAGGGCCAGGUUUUGAAAUUCGGUUGCAGAACCGCAAAUAAGGCAGUUCGUGUGGUGACCAAACGCUCUUUGGGCCAAGACGGUCUCUUUGCAACAAUCGACUUCGGAAACGCAACGGUGGCACGGACAAAAUGCGUAGCAGAUUCCAUCGAACCCUAUUGGAACGAAGUCUUUCGCAUUUAUUGUGCGCAUUCUGUGUCUCGUAUUGCAUUCACCAUCAAAGAAGACAACAUAUGGGGUGAACAGAGCGUCGCCGGUAAAUUAUGGAAAGUCAAAACGAUCGGCAAAGCUUAUUUUCCCGUCGCCGGACUCACGACCAAUCUACAAGCCAUAGAUAUUUGUAUGAACAUACUGGACGAAGGGCGUAAUCAGAUAGAAGAAGAGUCUUAUCUUCAUGUCAAAAUUCUUUUCAUUAGUUCUCUUCAGGAGUCUCAAUGGUUUCCCAAAAUUGGAAGUCCAAAAUUCACAGCUGUUCCUUACUCCUUCUACCCGGGUCGGGGAGGUUGCAGGGUUACUUUGUACCAAGAUGCUCAUGUCCACAAUAAUUUCAACCCGACACUUAUUUUGAGUUCUGGCGAGGAGCGGCACUACGAAACAAACAGAUGUUGGGAGGACAUGUAUGAGUCUAUUAGUAAGGCCAAACAAUUGAUCUACAUAGCUGGUUGGUCUUUUCAUCCAAAAGUUAGAUUGGUUAGAGAAGGGGGAAACUCCGAGGUGCUUAAUUCAAAAGGAGAAGCAUUUGAGGUAUACGAGCAUAUUAAAACCAAUGCAAAUGAAACUAGAAAUUUUUUCCGAGCAACUGCAGUGCAGUGCCAUCUCUGUUCACGGUCUUUUGGUCAUAACAAGGUGAUCGAUACAAAUUUAUCUAAGUUCCUUUACUCGCAUCAUUCAAAGAUGGUAUUGGUUGACAGUGAUGUACCCUGGGGAGAAACGCAGGAGAGGAGGAUCGUGAGUUAUAUUGGUGGUCUGGAUCUUAACACUGGUAGAUACGAUACGCCAGAACAUUCCCUGUUUCGGACUCUGGACACAGUCCACAAAGAUGAUUUCCAUCAGAGUUGCUUCAGAGGAGCAUCAAGGGAAAAAGGUGGUCCAAGGCUACCCUGGCACGACAUACAUUGCAAGAUUGAAGGACCAGCUGCUUGGGAUGUCAUGCAUACUUUUGAGCAAAGGUGGGCACUUGAAGUUGGUAACAUUAAUCUCUUGUUACCAAAUGAUCCCGACCUAAUUAGUGACCCAUCACCGGUUAUGUUACCGUUGAACCCGGAAUCAUGGAAUGUGCAAGUGUUUCGAUCUAUGGACAAUGGUGCUGCUGCCGGGUACCCGACUGAUCUGUUUGAGAUGGUUUCCAGAGGGCUUGUUAGCAGGAAGGGUGUCACCAUCGAACAGAGCAUUCAGGAUGCAUACGUCAAUGCAAUCCGUCGAGCAAAGAAUUUUAUUUACAUUGAAAAUCAGUUUUUCCUGGGAAGUUCCUUUGCUUGGACACAAACACAUACGGGGGUGAAAGCCUUGCAUAUUAUACCGAAGGAGAUCUCGCUAAAGAUAGUGAGAAAGAUCAAAGCAAACGAGCGGUUCUCUGUGUAUGUUGUGAUUCCAAUGUGGCCAGAAGGUUCAGCUGGUAGCUUCUUCAGUCAGGCCAUGCUCGAUUGGCAAUGGAGAACAAUGGAAAUGAUGUACGCCGACAUCGCUCAAGCACUCCAAGAAACAGGAAUACAAGCAAACCCUCGAGAUUACCUCUCUUUCUUUUGUCUUGGCAAUCGAGAAGUCAAGCAGGAUUCCGAUUUCUGCCCGCCAAAUAAACCAUCUUCUGAUACUCACUAUAGCAAAGCUCAGUGUACCCGACGCUUCAUGAUCUAUGUACACUCAAAAAUGAUGAUAGUUGAUGAUGAUUACAUAAUCGUUGGAUCGGCAAAUAUCAACCAGAGGUCGAUGGAUGGUACGCGGGACACCGAAAUUGCAAUGGGAGCGUACCAGCCUUACCACAUAGCUGAUGGGCAGCGACAGGCAAGGGGAAAUGUUCAUGAUUUCAGAAUGGCGUUGUGGUGCGAGCACAUUGGAGAGCUUAAGGAGUCCUUUAUAUUUCCACAGAGCCUAGUAUGCAUGCAGCAAGUGAAUGAAAUUGCAGAUCGGAACUGGGAUCUCUUCACGAGUAAAAAUUUCAACCAAGAUCUGCCUUGUCAUUUGCUCCGAUACCCAUUUCAAGUCCACGACAAUGGUGAGAUUGCUCCUCUACCAGAGACAGAAUUCUUCCCCGACACACAGACUCGCAUUAAGUCAGUGGAUUCUAACCAUGCCAAGUGGAUUUUUCCAUCUUUUACUGCUUAGUUAAAAGUUGUUCUGGGUCACAUCUUCAACAAUGUACCAUUAGAAUAAAAAUUGUAAAAUCCUGUGUUUAUAAAAUGACGCAAUUAAAGUGAUACUGGAAUAAGAAAUAUAGAACUUGCAGGAAGAAACUUCUCCUGGUUAGUUCUGUUUGAUUUCAUCUAUCUAUACCAUAUUCUUCUAUUCUUAACAUUUCUUAUUAUAACAUCCAUCCCUGAUUUCUUUUUCUCUUAUGUAGUGUACUAAAUAAAGUUAAGUUCAUGUC
This is a messenger RNA of Rubroshorea leprosula, 2713 nucleotides long. The record is from the annotation of a GenBank genome assembly. Lineage: Eukaryota; Viridiplantae; Streptophyta; Magnoliopsida; Malvales; Dipterocarpaceae.